Ophidiomyces ophidiicola is the source of this 2169-nucleotide messenger RNA. RefSeq lists its product as uncharacterized. Gene Ontology annotation, biological process: positive regulation of transcription from RNA polymerase II promoter by galactose; DNA-templated transcription. Gene Ontology annotation, cellular component: nucleus. The transcript has 3 exons. Bases 1 to 2169 code for a protein of 722 amino acids. Lineage: Eukaryota; Fungi; Ascomycota; Eurotiomycetes; Onygenales; Onygenaceae. The record is from RefSeq and is a predicted model, not a curated record. Gene Ontology annotation, molecular function: RNA polymerase II cis-regulatory region sequence-specific DNA binding; zinc ion binding; DNA-binding transcription factor activity, RNA polymerase II-specific.
AUGUCGGCGGCGGAAGAUUCGCUGCGACGGAGAGCAGCCAUGCGAGGCUUGCCAAUGGUACAAGAAAACGGAGCUAUGCCAGUAUUCGGACCCUCGCAUGUAGAAAAGCUCUCGUCCACCGUCGAUGAGUAUCGAACCGUAUUCGAACGGCUCUUCCCGGACGUUCCGCUACAGUCCCUCUCCACCCUCCCGCGAGAACGGCUGCUCGAGCUCGCGUCGAAUGCGGGCACCCACGGCGGAUUCCCCCCCGCGUCUAACACGUCAACCACUGACAAUGACGCGACUCCGCCUCCGCAGGGAGACGACACCCUGGAGUCUCUCCAGACAAUGCCGGACGAUUACACCGAGAGCCAUGUGUCGGACAGCCCUGACGUUGUCGACACCGUGUCGGACGAUGUCAACGCGCUGUCGCUCUCCCCAAAACGACCCUCCACAUACCUGGGAAUAUCCUCUGUGAAUGCUGUGAUGCAGGUGAUAGCAUGGAUUGACCCAUCCAGUGCUCAGAUGUUUCUGGGUGCUCCUGAUCGGCAGUUGCACUCAACGAAACGAGAGCCAGCUUUCCAGCCAAAUAGCUCUACGUGGCCCGCAAACCAUUCAUCGGGCGUGGGCGAAGCCAAUACCAUAGAGCUCAUCGAUGCCUACUUCAGCUAUUUCCAUACAUUUGCUCCAUUACUGGACGAACAAUUGUUUAGGGAAACCGUCUUGAUGGGAAAGAGAUGCGAUCCGCGUUGGCUGGCUCUUGAGAACAUCGUUUAUGCGCUCGGGAGUAUUGCUGCCUAUACGGCUGAGGAUACCUCGCAUGAAUCGUACUACUUGAGAAGCAAGCACUACCUCAGCCUCGACAGCCUAGGCAACCCACACCUGGAAACCAUUCAGACCCUGGCUCUAAUGGGGGGGAGUUAUUUACAUUAUAUCAGCCAGCCCAAUUUAGCCCAUUCUUUUACCGGAGUUGCUCUACGUAUGGCUACUAUGCUCGGCCUACAUAAGGAGUUCACCGGCCACCAGGAACCGUCAAGUCAUCAAAGGAAGUUUUCGGUUGACUUAAGGAGGAAGAUCUGGUGGUCACUGCUUUGUCUCGAUACUUGGGGUUAUAUGACCCUGGGUAGGCCAAGCAUGGGAAGGUUUGGUCCAGGAAUCACAGCAAAACUGCCUCAGUAUCAAGGAGACAAGGAAUCAUCAUUCGAUGUUGUCUCCCUGAUUGAGAACACUCGCUUUUGCAAGAUUGCCACUCUGGUAGGAGAUACUCUUGCAGCGUCUCCAUUAGUUACAUAUGCGGAGAUGGUUAGCCUCGAUCAUCAACUCAUUGACUGGUAUAACAAUCUUCCCCCCCUUUUGAAAGACCGGGAUCCAUGUUCAGAUACCGUUUCGACAACUCGUACCGUUAUGCGAUGGCGCUACCAGAGUCAACGCAUUUUACUUCACAGGCCAGUCUUACUAAGCUACGCCAUGCGACGGGUUCCUUACAUUGCUGUCAAAGCGGAGGAGAGAUACGCUAUUGAACAGUGCAGGAUAGUCGCUGACGAAACCAUCCGCGACGUGGCAUCUGCCCUUCGGCUUAACCAAAUGACUGGGUGGAACGCUGUGUGGCUCCUCUUCCAAGCGACGCUAGUCCCUCUUCUUGGACUGUUCAUCGCUGAUAGCACUACCACGCACCCACUUGGCACCCCAGAUAAUUGCAGGACUCAGGUUGAAAUUGCCAUGGCAGCACUUUCUCGUCUGGAAUCGUGGAGCCCGACCGCUCGAAGGACGCUGGAAGUCGUGUCUACAAUCUUGGAAGCCAGCCAAAGGCCCCGUACCGCUACCACUAGCAGUCACUGUUCAGAGCAGCAAGCCCCCACUCCAAGCACUGGUGCUCAACUUGUCACCCACUCGAUAGAUGCACUCGGUGCAGUCACGUCAACCUAUUCUAUGAGCCACGCGGCCGCUGUUGGCCCUUGCUUUGAUGGCUAUCAAGGAAUCGGGGCUUAUAUGGACCAUUCGCCGCAGCAAAUGUUGGAUUACAUCACCUGGAGCGAUAAUAUGUGGCCAGGUGCCCAAGGAGAUUUUUAUCCACCCCAAACAACCCCAGUAGGGCUCUUUAGCCAGGCCGAGGAGUACCUUAAGCCCCUGGAUCACGGAAGGUUUGUUGCCGCUUUGCCAGCCCAGCAGAGCAUUUUACGAUUUCAGUAG